AYCAAAAUGAGUGAGACUCCUUCCACUGGUUUUUCCAUGAUUCACCCGAGUUCUUCUGAAGGUCAAGUUCRUUCUCCUCGCCACUUACGCAUCACUCAUCCUGUUGUGGCCAAACGGAUCAGCUUCUAUAAGAGCGGAGACCCCCAAUUCGGCGGAGUCAGAAUGGUGGUCAACCCUCGUUCCUUUAAGAGCUUUGAUGCUUUGCUGGACAACUUGUCCAGGAAGGUGCCCCUGCCUUUUGGGGUGAGGAACAUCAGCACGCCUCGGGGAAGGCACAGCAUCACGAGGCUGGAGGAACUGGAGGACGGUGAGUCCUACCUGUGCUCCCACAGUAGGAAGGUGCAGCCUGUGGACCUGGACAAGGCUCGCCAGCGCCCCCGGCCGUGGCUCAGCAGCCGCACCCCGGGCGCGCAGGCCCAGGGUCACCCGGUGGUGGCCRCGGCUCCGGGCUUGCUGCGCGCCCCCAGGCGCCUAGUGGUUUUCCGGAAUGGCGAUCCAAAGACGAGGUGCGCCGUCCUUCUGAACAGGAGGGUCACACAGAGCUUCGAGGCCUUUCUGCAGCACCUGACAGUGGUCAUGAAGUACCCGGUUGCCAAGCUGUACGCCACGGAUGGAAGGAAGGUUCCCAGUCUCCAGGCAGUGAUCCUGAGCUCUGGAGCUGUGGUGGCAGCAGGAAGGGAGCCGUUUAAACCAGGGAAUUAUGACAUCCAAAAGUACUUGCUUCCUGCUAGAUUACCAGGGAUCUCCCAUCGUGUGCAUCGGAAGGGAAAUGCUAAAUCAGAAAGCAGAAAGAUGAACACACAUAUGUCUUCGACCCCAAGAUCCCAGAUUUAUUCUGUUUCUUCUGACAAAACACAUACUAUUGACUGCUGCUCAGACUAUUCUUUUGCUCCUGAAAACUACUUGGCCUUAGAAAAACAUGGUUCUCAGAACUUAUCAAUAUAUCCUUCUGAAGACGAUAUUGAGAAAUCAAUUAUUUUUAAUCAAGAUGGUACUAUGACAGUUGAGAUGAAAGUUCGAUUCAAGAUAAAAGAAGAAACCAUUAAGUGGAUCACCACUGUCAAUACAUCUGGUCUUUCUAAUAAUGACRAAAAGAGUGAGAUAAGUUGUUUUCCUGGAAGAACAGAUCCUCCAUCACCUAGUUUCAAGUUUGCAGCGUGUUCAAUGUCUGCAGAUGCUAAAGGCAAUAAUCAAGAGGCCAGUUUAGCAGAAGAAAUAAACACUCAAAUGACAGUUCAAGAGGCUGAAACUUGCAGUUUUGCUAGUUGGGAGAAUGCUGCUUUGGACACAGGUAACAUCCAUGGAACUCAGAAUCAAGUGAAGCAUCGUUUUCAUAGACCACCUACACCUGGACCAAGGAGAGCAAGACAAAAGAAAUCAGUGAUGGGGAGUGUGACCCUAGUAUCUGAAACAGAAGUUCAAGAGAAACAGUUUUCCUAUAGUGAAGAAAGGGAAGGUGGGAAAAACAAAUCUGAAUAUCACAUGUUCACACAUUCUUGCAGUAAAAUGUCAUCUGUAUCCAACAAACCAGUAUUUGUUCAGAACAAUCAGAAUGAGCAGAUGGAGUCAUCUUUAGAAAGAAAAAAGGAAAGUAGACUCCCCAAAUCAAGAGCAAUAGGUGCUGGUAUUAUAGAAAUUACAGGUCAGAAGAUGGUAAAGAUGUCCCAUAAUAGUGGCUUAUCAUCAUCAACAUCAGAGAACUCCACUGUGGAAGAAAGUACAGUUAAUAGUGUCAUAUCAGACAACAAAACUGAUAUCAAGAACUUAAGAACUUACAAUAGCACCAGUGAUACGUUCAGUCCUAUUUCAGCAGAUGUCACGAGCUCUACAAGUAACAAUUCUGGGACUGACAGAAGUAUUUCUGAGGCCACCGUUUCCGUAGGGUCUUCUACUGUCACCACAAGAAUUGACAGAUUAACUGAUGAAUUUUCUCAGCGUGGUUUAACAGAACUGCCAGAAAAUCAAAAACAGACUGUAUUAUCUGUUUUCCGGAAAAAGAAGAAGAAAGUUCAGCCGCAAGUAAUAAGUUCCAGGUAUCAAGAUGGGGUAAUUGCCACCAAAGAAAUCUCCAAAAAGAGUAAGAGAAUAAAUACAGGAGAUAGAAUUGCAGAAGCCACCGUGUUGAAAGGUUCACACCGUCCCCUUAAAGGAGGGACACUUUGUGAGGAAGACCCCCAUACAAGUGAUAUGGUAAUCAAAUCAAAUCAUUUUUAUUCCAAAAGUAUUCUCCAUCCCACAAUUUCUAAGAAUUUCCAUAGAAAUAAAUUAAAUACUAUUCAAAACYCUAAGGUUCAAGGACUUUUAAUCAAAAGAAAAUCCAGGCUACUAAAGAGAUCAAGUUUAGGAACACCCCAAAAAAGAGAAAUUGGUCAGGGAGAUAAAGUACUAGCCCAYAACGAAUCUAAAUAUUACAAAAGCACUUUAAAAAAUCAAAGUUCAUUUCAUGUGUUUAAUCACACUGAACAAACAUCAAAAGUUUUUUGUGAUCCAGAGUCUCAAGCAGAAAUAGCAUCUGGGAAUUUGAGAGGAAUGGCCAAAAAGAGUUUAUUUCCAAAAAUUAAUGAUUCACMCAUAAUUUCAAAAAGCCCCCCCAAACGGAAAGGGGUUAAAUUGAAAUCAGGUGCUAUUGUAAAUAAGCACCAUGCUAGAGCUAGGACCAAUUCUUUAGCUUCUUUGAGAAAAGCUGAUUUCCUUGAGGAUAUUGCCCAUAAUUCGGUUCAUAAUUAUAUACAGAGAUGGUUGCAGAACAUAAAUCCGUAUCCAACUUUAGAACCUGGAAYGUCAGCUCCACUAUGCAAAAAUGAAAGGAGAGUGGUAAAUUAUAAUCAUGGCGGUUCUCCAGGAAAUCAUCCCCACACAAAUACUGCAAAAGGAAAUGAUUUUGUCCUGCAAAGUAGUAAGCACAUGACUAAAAAUGCCACUUUGACAGGAGAUAAUCUCUGUAAAGAGGCAGGUGAAUCUCCUCUUGCCAAAGAUGACGGUGAAGAACCUAAAGAUCUUGAUGAGAGUCAGGUUGGAUCUGUGAAUGGCGCCCACUUGGUUUCACUGCACGAAUAUGGUACAUUGUCACAACCAGCUGUCAAUGACCCUAAGACUAAAAGCCAGAGAUCUGCUGAAAAGUCAGGACCAGAAAUGAGCCUUGUUUGCCAGGGAAUAAACCUAGCUAAGAAAGCACAAAGUGUAGAGGUUGCCAUCCAAGUAGAUCCUAYGGAAGAGAGCUCUCCCAAAGACCUCUUAUCAGUCCUGCUGCUUCGCCAAUUUCAAGCUCCAGCUGCGGGUGUCCACAAGCCUCAGAAUGGAGUCGUUCAGAUGCCAGGUUCACUUGCAGAUGUUUCUUUCCCUUCUUCCCUGUGUAAUUCAUCCACUAAUCUUCUUCUGGCUUGGCUGUUGGUGCUAAACCUAAAGGGAGGUAUCACUAGCUUCUGUCAAGGGGAUGCUCACAAGAUCACCAGCCGAUCUUCAGAGACACUUGCCCUGUUGGAAGUUCUAAAGCACGUGGCCGUCACAGAGGAAGCUGAUGAGUUGAAGGCUGCGGUUGCCCAUUUAGUGGAAGCCACGAAACGUUGCCCUGGACCCAGCGGGGAAGAACCGGGUAGGGUUCCGGGAGGUCUGUCUGCCAAUUGUGUCACAGCCAACAUUCAGGGAGUUUCUGACUGCAGUGGAAAUGGAAGAACCCUGAAAAUCUCUUUGGAGAGAGAUUUUCAGGAUUCUACCGAUCAGGUCUGUGAUUCUGAGGUCUGUGUUCCAGAAACGCCUUGCUCUCUGUGUGCAGUAGGCACUGUGGAUGACACUUACCCUCCCGCAGAAACAUGUCACCCCAGCGAAGCUGGUUCCCCUGGUGAUGAUGGUGUUGGGGAUCAGACCUCCUUGAGUCAACCUUGUUUCCUAGGACAGAUCUGUGCACUUCCUGAUGCUGAGUUUUUCCAGGAAGCUUACGCUGAAGAGGAAAAUAUCUAUGAGGCAGUUUGCUCAACUGAUGAGACCCACAUUCCCACCAGAGUCCUCAAUACUAUUGACAUUUUAGACUCCCAAGAAAACAAAUACAUUGAUUCAUUGGAAUUAAGCGAAGAGUCGAGAAGAGUUGAUGAAGUUGAGAAAGACCUACAUGUUUCGGCAGACUCUGAGUAUAAAAGUGGCUUUAAUACAUCAGCGUCACUUCGGGAUGUCAGUGAUUUAAGCCCUGGUGGCCUUUUCUCGAGUAAAACUGAUCUCGAGUUUGAUAAGCAACAGAGUUCUUCAGAUGAAUUUGAAAACUGUUCACUAAAGAAAUUUCAGGAUAAAAAUACCUACACUUCCUUGGAUAAGGAAGACUCAAGAACUUCUGAAGAACCAGGUUCAGUCACCAACAGCAUGACAUCAAGUGAAGGAAAUAAUAUCUCGGAAUUGGAGUCCUUUGAAGAAUUAGAAAACCAAGACACUGGUAUCUUUAAUACCAAGGUAAAUGCAGAAGAGCAAACCACUGAAGAAUCCAUCCAAAAAGAGAUAGAGGCUGGUGGAAAUUUGCAAUCCAUCCACAUGUCUAGUAGGAAUAUUAGAGAAGAAGAAAGAAGGAAUGAUGUAAUUUCUGAGACCACCAAUCCGAGGCAGGUGACACCCCCAUCUUUGGUGUUUUGUUACGAUUCUAAGCAAAAUACUGAAAAAGAGAUUAGUGAAGGAGAUGCUAAGAGGAGAGCUAAAAUGACAGUGAGGCGCAGAGAAGCUGGGAGUUGUUCAGAGUCCUCUCUUGAUUUCAAAAAAUGCUUCAAAAGCCCGGCAACUUCUGACUGGUCAGACUAUAGGCCAGACAGCGAAAGCGAGCAGCCACAUAAAACAUCCAGCGAUGACCACAAUGACAGUGAUGACACUGCCCAAGAGAAAGAAUAUAAUAAAGGGUUUGUUAAAAGGGCCAUAGAAAAACUUUAUGGGAAGGCAGAGAGUAUGAAACCAUCUUUUUUUCCAGGGUCUUUACACAGAUCUCAAGUUUCUCCUGACAAUUCUGUGGGGUUUCAGUGUGCAAAGAAAGCAAAUUCUUGUGUUUCUGAAGGUCGGUCAUUUGGCUUCUCUGAACAGGUGUCUAGGAGAUCCCYGAUGUUGCAGGAAUUCCAGGAGGAAAGACAAGGUCAACGUGAUGCUAAUGGUAUGGGGGACAGUUAUCAUGAGGUCGACAUGGCAGACCAUGGUACUAUAAAACAAAAUGAUCCUAACAGGGUCCUCAGAGACAAAGAGGAAGGAAAACUGAUUGACAAAGGCAAGUGGCUUUUGAAAGAAAAUCAUCUGCUCAGGGUGUCAUCUGAGAAUCCUGGCAUGUAUGGCAAUGCAGACACUACAUCAGUCGAUACCCUCCUUGAUAAUAACAGCAACGAGGUGCCAUAUUCACAUUUUGGAAAUUUGAUCCCAGGCUCAAACAUGACUGAAUUAUCCUCUUCAGAGCUGGAGGAGCUCACUCAACCUCUUGAACUGAGAUGCAAUUACUUUAACUUGCCUCAUGGGAGCGACUCUGAACCCUUCGGUGAGGAUUUUGCAGAUGUUGAGAAUAACACCUCUGCCAAGGAGAGACCACCAGAUCGCACAGAAGAGAAGGGUAAUCCUCAAUCAGAAAGAGUAUGCACGUCAGUCACUCAUGCCUUUACAUCUUCUAGUAACAAAGUUCACCCCGUCUCUGAUGAGAUCAUUAAAACCCAACCGUUACCUGGCAGUUCUGUAACUCACAGUACACUUCCGGAAGGCGACUCUCUGGAUAAACUCUACGCUCUUUGUGGUCAACACUGCCCCAUACUAACCGUCAUCAUCCAACCUUUAAAUGAGGAAGAUAGAGGAUUUGCUUAUCGCAAAGAUUCUGAUAUUGAAAAUUCCUGGGGUUUCCAUUUAGGGAUGAAAAUAUACCCCUAUUGGCCACAGUCAAACAAAAACACAUUCAAGAAUCAGGAUGAUCAUUCAAUCAGGAGAAAAGAAUUUGUGGAUAACGCUAUUGACGAUCCAUUUGAUAGACUUUAUUUCAAUAAAAUGUUUGACUUGAUGGAUAAAAGAAGGAAACCAAAAAGAAUUAAGUUCUUGGGCUUAGAGGAAGAAAGCAAUUUAAAGAAAUUUCAGUUAUAUUUAAAGAAAAGGUUUUGUGUAAACUUCUUGCACAAAUCAUUGUUAGUUGUGGGUGACGGGAAUUCAGAAAAACAAAACCCCAGCAACUGGACAAAUGGUGUUUUUAAGACAGUUGAUGAGAAUAACAACUUAUUAAAUGACAGAUUUCAGAACUCAAGAACAAAUCUCAAUCAAGUAGUAAGAGAAAAUGUCAACUGUCGUUUCUUCUUUGAAAUGCUUUGUCAAACCUGCCUGCUAGAUAUUUGCCAAGUUGAGACAUCCUUCAAUGUUAUUAAUAGAAAUAUAUUAAAAAUACAUUAUAUUUUUGAGGGUGAAAAUCUUCUCAUUUGGGAAGAGGAAAACCAAUUAAAUUUAAUUGAUCUUGAAAGCAGUAAUAGGCAAGAUGAUUUUUAA
Molecule: messenger RNA, 6468 nt
Organism: Urocitellus parryii (Arctic ground squirrel)
Lineage: Eukaryota; Metazoa; Chordata; Mammalia; Rodentia; Sciuridae
Source: RefSeq, a predicted model, not a curated record